AGAGAGAGUGAGAGAGAGAGAGAGAAGAUUGAAAGAUAGGGCACAGGGCGAGUAAUGAUGAUGAUCAUUUAUGUUAAAACACAAAGUUUAUUGUUUUACAGUAUCUGAUUUGUAGCGGACAUAUUUCGAGGAACAGCCGGGGGUAGCUGACAUUUCUGGACAUUUUAAAACAGAGACUUGGGCUUCAGCCAUCCUGCCUGCCUUGGCUGUCUUGAAAAUGGAAGAGCUCCAUACUCACUGUGUUUCGUGUGUGAGUCGGCGGUGCAUGGUCAAGCCCGAGCCUGGCACUUCCUGUGACCUCGUUGCCUGCCCGCUGGUUUGCGGCGCUGUUUUUCACAGCUGUAAAGUAGAUGAACAUCGGUUGCUGUGCCCACUUGAGAGGGUACCGUGCCUCAACCACGGCAUCGGCUGCCCUUUCACACUGGCCCGAGGGAAGCUGGCGGAGCAUCUCGAGGUGUGUCCAGCUGGCGUUGUGUGUUGCACCAUGGAGUGGAACCGGUGGCCGGUGAACGAUGAGGACUACCGCUCCUACGAGAGGUUGAGUCGGGACGCAGAUGAGGAAGAACAGCUAGACAUGGCUCUCGCCUUGCAGGACCAGCGCACCAUGCUGGCCUCACUCAAACUUGUAUCUCUUGCACCCACGAAUUGCCCUGAGAGAAAACCGCAGCUUGUGGAGAUGUGUGAAAAGCCUAGCGUUAUUGCAGAUGUUACGGUUCCCACCAUGGGUCUCGAGGAGGACAUGGAUGCGGCAUCUGUGUCGUGUUGCUCAAAAGACGUAAUCAGCAAUGGGAUUAACGGAUUGAACGAGGAGCAUUAUGGUGAACUGUACCAAACCACGGUAGAGACGACCAAAAGCCUGUCUGCCGCUCUGAAUGUUCUGAUACACCUCGACGCAUCAGACACACAGUGUCAGACUACGAGCGUUUCAGCAUUGCAACCAGAGUUAAAUGGAGCGUUACAUGAAGUGUUGCUUAUGAAAGAUGACACUGGGUCCAACUGUGGUAAAAUAGCCAGUGGGGUUAGUGGUUUAAACGAGGAAUUGCAGCCACAACAUCACCAAACCUUGAUGGAAUUGGGGAGAAGCUUGGUCUCUGCUCUUGGUGCACUUGGAGAUGCUGUCAAAGGCUCUGAGCCAAGCUGUAUAGUCAGCAAGACCAAUGGUGGAAUCCAUCAGCCAGAUACUGUUGAAUGUUCAGACAUCGAAAUGAAGGAUAUUACCUCUGAAAAUGAGGUUGAGUUUGGGGCAGUUGGUGGAAUUGGUGAUGGGGAUUUCGACAAACUUCCAGGCCACCGUACUGAAGAACUUUGCACAGAAUCAUCAAACAGACCAAGAGAUGAGGAUGAGCAAAGUUUGUGUAACAACUGUAACAAUGCUGUAGCAUCUAGAAAAUCACAGGACCAUGCUAAGGAACCAGCAGAGUUAGAUGAAUUUUCAGAGCAUGAUGGUUCUCUGGAGUGUGUUGGUCCGUUAAUUCCGCACAGACCAGAAGUGAGACAUGAUCUCGCCACUGUUGUAAUGCAGGAGGCGUCCGAAUCCGAAGCUCCUCUGUUACAGCCGCCUGUGCACGCCCAGGCUCUGGUUGUUCCGAGAGACAUUGUGCUGCCUUCCAUACCGUUAGACUUUGAGGAUAAGGCUUUUGAGAGAAAACUCCAAAACCUUCAGUUGCUCAGAAAUUUUAUGCCUCUUGCACUUAAUGGACGGAAGGGUUGCUUCGCUGAGAGCUUCCCACAGAGACAGCACCGCUGUAAGAUGGAGGACAAAGCUGUGGACACGUCCGAUCUGGAGCAGGAGCCUCAGGAUGACCCCUUGGGCCUUGGUGAGAUCGACUUCACAGCUGCGGCGCUGCUCUUUUGCCUAGAGGAGUCACAACGCACCCGCAGAAUCUCUGACACCGUCUAUGCCUUUGGCGGCUCACGUGUCGAUUUUGGCACUCAGACCUUCAGUUUCCCUGCUGCCAUCUUGGCAACCAGCACCAUGGUUGGCGAGGUGGCGUCUGCUUCGGCCUGUGACCGAGCAGCACCCCGUCUGUCACAGCCAAGUCCCUUUUGUACUUUACGAUUAGAUUUGACCCUGGAGCAGCUAAUGCCGCGACCCAGCUGGGCCCCACGUGAAGGCUCCAUGUUCACGUUUGAAUGUGGCCAGCUGUUCCGCCGAGAAGAGUUCCUCUCGCACUUCCGCAAUGUCCAUGGAGACAUCCACUCAGGGCUGAACGGUUGGAUGGAGCACCGCUGCCCGCUCGCCUAUUAUGGCUGCACCUAUUCCCAGCGCAGGUUCUGCCCAUCCAGGCAGGGAUCAAAGGUCGUCCAUGACCGACACCUCAGGUCAUUUGGGGUUCAGCCCAUAGUGGAAAUAGUACCAGAGCCGGGGUGUGAUCGGCUGAGUGCGUUGCCCUUUGAGAUCCUGCAGCAUGUGGCACGGUUCUUGGAUGGCUUCAGCCUGUGCCAGCUGUCCAUGGUGUCGCGUAGCAUGAGGGAUGUGUGCGCUAGUCUGCUGCAGACACGGGGGAUGGUGGUGGUACAGUGGGAAAAGAGGCAGUAUCCUGAUGGGACGCAAUCCUGGCAGAUAAAAGACAAGGUGUGGCGAUUCAGUACAGCCUUCAGUCCCGUGACCAGGUGGGAGUUUGCAGACAUUUCCAGCAUGGCGGACCACCUGAAACGCUGUCCAUAUAAUGAGGUCCAUAGACAGGUGGAGGCCGUGCCAUUGCCAUGCAUGUGCACGACCAGGGAGCUUACCCGAGGAGGGCGAUCGCUCCGUUCUGUCCUCAAGCCAGUAUUAUAACGACAACGACCGAGCGCAAGAGCUAUAGCACAACCUAACCUAACCUAUUUAAUCAAUAAUAUCCAUCGCGGUGUACAUAAGACGAAUUAUUUUUUUUGAGUUAAAAUUAUUUUUAUAUAAAUAUAUGGUAUAUAAAUCUAACACCUGCUUGGUUUAUGAUCAGGUUUAACGACACGUGCACUGAGAGAGAUUUUCAGUGUUUGCCUUGUUUCUCACAGAAAUGUGGGGGAACGUCUAAAGCUGUUCUGCCCAUGAGGUAACACUAAAAUGACAAAAAAUUUUACUCAAUCGAGCGGAAUCAAACAAAGAGCCUUAAACUGCGUAUUAGUUUCCAUCGAAUGCUGUGUUGCGUUAUGCCCGUACGCGCCGGUUGAUACGAUCGGACAAGACCCUUACAGGAGGAGACGUCUUUCCAGAACAAGCACCGAUGGAGCUAACGGUGAAAGAGAGAUGGUUUCGACUACAUUUAAAAGUGGUGAUACCUUCUCACUACCAGCUGUCAUUCAUUGUUAGUAAUCUACUGCACAGAUUCCCAACCCUGUCCCUGGAGUUCCCUCUGUCCUACUCAGGAAGUAACCCCUCUUCCACUCAACCCCCCACAACUCAGGAAGGGUUCUUAAUUAAUUAACUCAUUAAUUGAAUCAGAUGUAUUCGAGCAGGGAAAACACAGAAAUAUGCAGGGCAGAGGGUACUCCAGGACUCGCAAAACCUGUGAUCUUGUGCUGAUUUUUAAUACAUUUUCAGUUUUUGUUUUGAUGACCAACAGCUGAUCCUAAUCUAACACCCAACCUCUGUGAUUCUGUGUAAUAAAAAGGAUUUCAUGAGUAAAGGUGUCGACUUAGGAUCAGAGUUUGGCAAUUACAUUGACUGGAUGUCAUACUCCACACACACACACACACACACACACGUUUGCUAUUUCCAUCCGAAUACACUUUUGUUUCACUUUCUCACAGUAUUAGCUGUCAAUGUAUGUACAACCCAGAGACUGGCAUCAUUGUCAUCAUCCAUCGCUUAUUUGAGGAGAAAAUGAGGGUUCACUUUUAAAAGACACUCCACAAGCACUUAAUACAUUUUCAAAAGCAUGAUAUAAUAUAGCAUCUUCCUAAAUAUUGUAAACACUCAUAACGUCAACGUUUACGUGCUGAAUGUUUUAUAUCUCCAUGUCCUAAGUUGAGGAGUGCAUGUUGAAUGAGAACGUUUGUGGAUUAUCACAUUUCCAAAAGCGUUACACUGCAGUUAAUCUGUUGGGUAAUGAGAGUUUGGUUUCCUUCCUUUCAUCCGUGCACACUUCGUUUUUGCGUCUCUCAGCUUUCCGUUAAAUUUUUUUAAGCACAUCCAGAGCUGAAUCAGAUUGAGGAUUGGGAUUGAAAAGCACUGAUUUAGCUCAUAACCCCAAAGCCAAUUUUUUGUGUUUGUCUGCGUAAUCCCAAUGAAGGCCUUAUGGAGUGUUGUGGGGGGUUUGUUUGUUUGUUUGUUUGUUUGUUUUUGUUUUUUAAUUCUUGCUGCUGCUGAAGAAGAAGGAAAAAGUGUUUGCCUGACCAAGUGCGCCGGCACCAAUGAUCUGGAGAGAUUAAGCCAGGAUGUUAUAUAGUCUGGACCUAUAUAAUCUGCAUGUGGUUUUUGGUUGUGUUGAAUAAAAAGAUAUUUUAUCA
Molecule: messenger RNA, 4431 nt
Organism: Ictalurus punctatus (channel catfish)
Lineage: Eukaryota; Metazoa; Chordata; Actinopteri; Siluriformes; Ictaluridae
Gene: fbxo30b
Product: F-box protein 30b
Exons: 3
Coding region: 218-2779 (853 amino acids)
Molecular function (GO): protein binding; zinc ion binding; ubiquitin protein ligase activity
Source: RefSeq, a predicted model, not a curated record